Messenger RNA from Sardina pilchardus (European sardine), 2287 nucleotides. RefSeq names its product RNA pseudouridine synthase domain containing 2 (gene rpusd2). The transcript has 3 exons. NCBI's taxonomy places the organism in Eukaryota, Metazoa, Chordata, Actinopteri, Clupeiformes, Clupeidae. Gene Ontology annotation, molecular function: RNA binding; pseudouridine synthase activity. Gene Ontology annotation, biological process: enzyme-directed rRNA pseudouridine synthesis. The record is from RefSeq and is a predicted model, not a curated record. Bases 19 to 1986 code for a protein of 655 amino acids.
GGGAAUCCGGUGACAGCGAUGCAUGUGAGUGUUUGUGGCUCACUAGGAGAAGUAGUUGUAUAUUUCAGAAACUGUUUACAACUCAAGGAGCUGGUACACAGCCCUGUUUAUGCAGUUGAUAAGUUACUGUCCUCUUAUACCAUCCAGAUAAUUGACAUUAUUGGAAGCGUCGUGAAAAGUAGACACGUUUCAGACAUUUGUGGAUUUAAGACGGCCAGAGCCUCGUUGCCUGCCGAUGCUAAUUUCGCUAAAGAGAAAGGCUUGCAUUUAACCCUGGACUUUAAUAAUGGUAGUCGUUUAUCUGCACGCUCUAUAAAUAAAGUUGGCUUAUUCAGCGAUAUCCACAGCGCUGCCAUUAACGCGUACACCACGAAACCACGAGAGAUUUAUUUCGCAGUUGUAAAUAGAAACAGCUCUGAUUCAGCCGAUGAUAGAAUGGACCAAGAUGUGAAGGAAACAGGCGACCAAGAUGUGAAGGAAACAGGCGAAAAACGUAAAUGUGAAAACUCUGACAAUCAUGAGAAAACCGGUCGCAAAAGGCGAAGAGGACAAGGAGGAAAACAGCUCCGUCCUGGGGAGAGAUAUGUACCUCCACCUCAAAAGCGCAACCCAGGCGUCAGUUUUAGUCAGGAACAUUUUGACGAGACGUCAUAUUAUUUUGAUGGUGGUCUUCGUAAAGUUCGUCCUUAUUAUUACGACUUCAAAACGUAUUGCAAAGGACGUUGGAUUGGCAAGACUCUUCUGGAGGUUUUCAGCAGUGAGUUCAGAUCUGAAUCCUUGGAAUAUUAUGAGAAAGCAGCCAAAGUAGGCCGCAUUCGGCUUAACGACACUCCUGUUGAUGACCUGAAUAUCACUCUAAAGAACAAUGAUUUGAUGAAGAACACAGUCCAUCGCCAUGAACCACCUGUGGUUGGUCACCCCAUUGAGAUUAUUGAGGAGAAUGAUGAAGUCGUGGUGGUGAACAAACCGGCUUCGCUGCCAGUGCACCCCUGUGGACGAUUUCGACACAACACUGUCAUCUUCAUCUUGGGAAAGGAGCGAGGUCUCUCUGAACUUCACACUGUCCACCGCCUGGAUCGCCUUACGUCCGGAGUGCUGCUCUUCGCCCGCACUCUGGAGGUGUCAAAAAGGCUGGAUCAGAUGGUGCGCGAUCGAGAGCUGGAAAAGGAGUAUCUGUGUCGAGUGGAGGGAGAAUUCCCCGAGGAAGAGCUGGUGUGUGAAGAGCCCAUCCUCGUCGUCUCCUUCAAGGUUGGUGUGUGCCGUGUGGACCCCAAGGGCAAACCCAGCCGCACAGUCUUUCAGAGGAUAAGCUGGAACGGCCACUCCAGUGUGGUUCGCUGCAGGCCGGUCACUGGACGCACUCACCAAAUCCGUGUCCAUUUGCAGUAUCUGGGAUACCCCAUCCUGAAUGACCCAGUGUACGGGUCCUCAGCCUGGGGCCCUGGACGAGCCAAAGGUGGCGUGAUAAGCAUGACCAAUGAUGAACUCUUAGAAGCCCUUGUCGAGGAGCAUCGUGCAAAGGAGAGCCUGCAUUUGUUGGACAUACCUGAUGAGGACCUGAAGAUUGGUGGAAAAGCCGUGGCUGUAGAAAGUGCUGCCCAGGUGGACACCUGCUGUGAGAGUAACCAAGAUGGAGCCUCUGAUGCGCCACAUACACCAGCCGAUAUGUCUCAGUCCGGUAACAAAGACCAUAAAGCCAAACAGGCAGAAGAGACCAACAAAGUCUCGGAGGUUGCCUCCAGAACGGCCAGCAUCACUGAGGGGGAACCGGUCACUGAGAUGGCCUCAUCAGGGGACCAAACAUCUUUAUCAGGUGGUUCAAAUGCUGGGAUAGAUCCUUUGUGCCGAGAGUGUAAGCUUGUCCGACCUGAUCCCACUGAGAAGGAACUAGUCAUGUACCUCCAUGCUCUGAGAUACAAGGGACCAGACUUUGAGUAUUCUACUUCUAUGCCUAGCUGGGCAAAGGAAGACUGGGUUGAAGAUUAAAGAUGCCUCCUUUUUUUAUGAUUGUAUAUAAGAUUUCCCCUCAGAAAGUUUUUUUAAUAUGAAGUAUGUUGAAGCAGCAUGCAUUCAUUAUGAAAUAUAAUCCAAAUGUGUGAUGACAUUUUCCUUGGUUCUAAAAUUCUAUGUUUGUGUUGAUGCUUAGAGAUUUGUCAGAGCUUAGUGAUACAUAUCAUUUUUACAGAAAGAGAUUGAGAGCAAAGCAAGUAUUUCCGUUUUGAAUCAUUGGUAGUUUUUUUAUGAGCUUGAUGACCUUUUAUUAUUUUAUUAAAAGGAACUCAUUCGG